GAUAAGGCCUCAGAAACAUCUUUAGGAAUAUGGAUAUCUUCUAAUGUAACAAGAAAAUUUUUGUGUGACGAUGAGAAGUUGUUGAAGGAUAUAGAGUUGUUUAUAGGGUAUAAGGGUGGUGGUGAACUUACCUUAUUUUUAGGAGAUGGUUCAGAUUCUUGGAUCUUCUUUGGAGCACAGCUUGAGCUUGUACGUCUGGAGUAAACCUUUCCAAAUCUAAUGAUAGCAUUGUCAUUUGUUUCCCUUUCUUGGGUUUCAUGUGGAUUUUUCUGAGGUGGUGGAGGAAGGUCAAGAGGUGCUAGUUCAUUUUCCUCAUCUUCCUCAAGUUUAGUCUCCCCUUGAAGAUGAGUUUUUGAAAAAUAGGAAUUUCGUUCAGCAAAGGUAACAUCAAUAGAGACUAAGGCUUUUUUUUGUGGGUGGAUAUAACUCUUGUACCCUUUUUGGGUAGCAGAGUAGCCAAUAAAGAUGCAUUUGAGUGCUCUUGGAUCUAAUUUUCCUCGCUCCUGACUGUGAAUAUGAACAUAGGCAAUGCAUCCAAAGAUUUUGGGUGCAAGAUUAUGAUGGGUUCGAAACUCUGGGUAAAAAGAGGACAAGGUCUCUAUUGGAGUUUUGAGGCCUAAGGUUGUUGAAGGUAGUCGGUUUAUGAGAUACGCUGCAGUUAAAAGAGCUUCCACCCAAUAGGAUUUGGGUGUAUUGUAGUGAAAUAGGAAAGCUCGGGUGGAGGCUAGAAGGUGACCAUUUUUCCUCUCUGCAACUUUAUUUUGUUGUGGGGUGUGAACACAGGAGGACUCAUGGAUGAUCCCUUUACUCUGGAAGUAGGAGAAAAGGGUUUGGUUGAAAUAAUCUUUGGCAUUGUCGGAGUGGAAACUCUUUAUUUUUACCCCCAAUUGAUUUUUGAUCAUGGAAUGAAAGAUGGGAACAAUGGUGCUAAUAUCAGAUUUAUGUUUAAGGAGAUAGAUCCAAGAGACUCUAAUGCAAUCAUCAAUGAAUGACACAAACCAGUGUACCCCAAAGAUAUUGAGAAUUUUAGAAGGUCCCUAUAUAUCACUAUAAAUAAGGUAGAAAGGAGUAGCACAUCUCUCACUUUUGUUUGGUAAUGAUGUUCUUUUAUGUUUAGCCAACUCACAGGUUUCACAAUGAAAAAUUUUAUUGUCUAAUUUAUGGAAAAGUUGUGGAUACAUAUAUUUUAGGACAUCAAAAUAUGGGUGUCCUAGUCUAUAAUGAUGAAGCCAAAUAGUGGAGUUCCUAUCGACUAGGGAUAAUAAAGAGCAACUCCUUUUAGAUUGGUUUGGUUCUUCCAGGUAGUACAAUCUUGCUCUCUCAGCAAGUCCAAUCUUCUUCCCCGAUCUCUGGUCCUGAAAUAAACAAUAAGUAGGGUUAAACAGUGCUUGACAAUUAUGAUCAUCGAUAAGUUUUUGUAUUUAUAUCAGGUUUGUAGAUAAUUGUGGUAUGUGGAGCACGUUUUUUAGGGCGAGGGAUGGGGAUAAUAUGAUGUCUCCUUGGCCAGCUACCGUGGUAAGAGAACCAUCAGCAGUGAUGAUUUUUUUAUUGCUUGGGCAAGGAGUAUAGUUUAUGAGGUGAGUUAGUGAGUGGGUCAUAUGACUAUGGCUCUUGAAUCAAUGAUCCAUAAUUCCUUUAAAUGAUUUCUGGAAGCACUUAAACUAAUAGAAAUUGGAGUCUUACCUGAGAGUGCAAGUGAAGAAGAAGCAUUUGUUUUUUUAAGAGAUACCAUGAGUCGUUUUAAUUUAUCAAUAUCUUCUUUGUUGAAUUCUUCAAGGCUGGACUGAGCUUCUAGUUUACUUGUAGUGUUGUUGGCAUGAGAUGUGCUCCUUGUUUCACCCUUUUGAUUCCACUCCUUGCUGGGGGUUUUCCAUGUAUCUUCCAGCAUGUUUCUUUUGUGUGUCUUGACUUUUUGCAAUAGCUGCACCAAAGUGAGUCUUUAUCUUUAAAUUUUGAAGAAUAUUUAACUUUCUCCUUCCAUGAUGAUUCUUUGUUCAUCACCAUUGCUGAGCUUUCAACGAUAUUUGGUUCUAACAUCACUUCUCGUCGACUUUCUUUUGCGCGGAUGAGAGAAAUGGUCUCGUUGAGUGAUGGUGUCUCCUCUUUGCCGAGGAUCUGAACUCUAACUUGGUCAAAUUCUGCAUUUGAGUCCUGCAAGAAAAUCAUAAACUCUAUCUUUUUCAAUAAAAUUCUUUAGGAUCGUAGUAUCUUCGGGACAUUUGGUUUCAAUGCACCUAUAGUGGUCAAGUUCUUGCCACAGAUUUUGUAGAAUGGUGGCAUACUCCGUCACAGUCUUACUCCUCUUCUUCGUGCUUCCAACUUUAACUUUAACUUCAAAGAUUUGAGCCGCAUCACGAGCUUUGGAGAAUGUUUGUCUGGCCACAUCCCAUAUAUCCUUUGCAGUCGAAAGGAACAUAAAUGUAUCACUAAUUUCUAGAGUCGUGGAAUUCCACAACCAUGACAUAAUCAUGGAGUCUGCUUCAUCCCAUGCCUCAAAUUUGGGAUCUCCUUCUUUUGGUCCUCCUUUAAGGAGGUGAUGUAUUUUACCUUUCCCCUUCAAGUAGGUUUUCACAAAUUGAGACCACUUCAGGUACUUCUUCCCAUUUAGUUGAAGGUCACCUCGUCCUUGGUGCACCAUAGAAUCCUCAAGGUGGUCAGUGUUUGAAGAAGAGUUAAUUUUUGAAGGCUCCCAAAAAUAAUAGUAAUGAAGACUAUCUAUUUGACUUUUGGACAACAUUGAAGGCUCCCAAAAAUUUUCUAAUCGACAAUAAAGGUCGAUUUUUUUUCUUUCUCGGUUUAAUUAACAGGGUCGAGUCGAGUCUUUAAGAGACUCGGAUCGGGUAGAGGGUAUGCAAGGAGCUCCUUGCUUCUCCUGCAAGAUUACGCACGCAGCUCCCGGCUUCGUACUUUGGCUUCCUCUCUCACUGUCGGCAAGGCUUCCUCCGCGAGAUUUCUUUCGUUGGCAAAGCUAUGUCUCCCAUCGGCCGAACUUCUCCCCUGAGAUCGUGGCGAGAUUUCUUCCGUCGGCAAAGCUACGUCUCCUGUCGGCAGAACUUCUCCCCUAAGAUCAUGGCUUGAGGCUUCGUCUUCCAUCGGCAAAGCUUUAUCUCACGAGGACGCGACUUCCGGUUCUGUCUGCUAGGCUUCGGGCUCCAUUGGCAAUGCUCCAUCCCUUGAGAUCGAGACUUCGGCUUUAGGCUGCGUCCGGUAGGUCUUCGUCCCGCUAGACUCUGGCUUUCGAUGGUUUCCUCUUUACUUCCUUCAAAGCUCUGAUACCAUGUUGCAAUCAUGAAGUUUGAGAGGAAAAACUUAAAUUUUAUUAUGCAAUUCACUCCCUAUUUAUAGAUCUAUACAAGAUGUAUUGAUAAGGAAACAAAUAACUCUAUAAUAAUGAGAAUACAAUUAUUCCUGAAUAAAUAAUCAACUAUGGAAGGAAUUAAUGUGAUCCAGGUAGUCUUCCCACGGAUUACUGUUCACAGCCGUGGAUUUCUGUUGUGAUCGUGAGGUUGAGAUUUAACAAUUUUGAAGACUAAAAAUAUGUCAGAUGUGUGGAGAAUAAGUGUGUUGAUUUCUAUUUUUAAGAAUAAAGGUGAUGCACAAGAUUGUGUGAAUUAUAGAGGAAUUAAGUUGAUGUGUCAUACCAAUGUUGCGCACGUUCAUGUUAAUGAGUGUGUUGCUAUAACUGAUCCUACACUUUUUGUUUCUCUUGCUUCUAUGUUCAAUGAAGAGGACAUUGGUGUUCCUAAUGAGAAUUGCUUACCUCCGAUGUUAUUAGAUAACAAUGCUCUUACUGCUAAUAAUAAUGGGAAUGAGGGGGAGCUCAUAGUUGAAGAGGGGGAGUUCAUACCUCCGUAUGCUGGGAAUAAUGAGCCUAUCUCCGACAUAUCUGGCUCAGAUGUUUACAAAGCUAUUUCUAGCAGCCCUCAUGAUGAUAACUUUAUACAGGUUCCUAAGAAAAAGGGUAAGCAGUCCAAACAGAUUUUACCACCAACCCCCAGAUCAACUAGAGCUCAAAAUUCUUCAAAACAUUCCAAUGAUUAAAGCCCUUUUAUGGAAUGUUAGAGGUAUUGGUGGUAAGGAUUCCAAGCUUCGUGUUCGUAAUUUGUGUAGAAUUCAUAAUAUUCAGUUAUUUGUUUUGAUUGAGCCUUUAAUUAAGAAUAUCAACAUUGCUUCUACUGCUAAGUUAUUAGGUUUUUCUAAUUAUUAUGCUAAUUGUUCCAAUAAAAUUUGAAUAUUUUGGUAUAAUGUUAUCUCUUUAAAUGUUAUUGAGGAUUUUCCUCAAGUGUGCCACUGUUAUAUUUCUAUUUUCAAUGUCAACUGUUAUGCUUCUUUUGUUUAUGCUGCUUGCACCAAAACCAACCGUCUUCCUCUUUGGAAUCAACUAAGACAAUUUGCCUCGAUCAUUAAUGGCCCUUGGUGCAUCGGUGGUGAUUUUAAUAUUAUUUCCAACUCCUCGGAAAGACUUGGUGGUAAUGCUCCUAAUGCUACUGCUAUGGAAGAUUUUAAUUCUAUGAUAAGUGACUGCAACCUUAAUGAUAUUGGUUAUUUUGGUAGUCCCUACAUGUGGUAUAGAGCCAAUUUGUGGCAAAGACUCGACAGAUUUCUUUUUAAUGAUGAUUGGCUUGCUCUUUUACCCUCUUCUAGUAUCGAACAUCUUAGUAGAACUCUUUCUGACCAUUCUCCCCUUCUUUUGAACAUUAACAAAAGUUUGCAGCACAAUGUGUUAUCUUUUAGAUUUCAAAAUAUGUGGAUGUUACAUGCUGAUUUUCCUAAAAUGCUGUCCACUAACUGGAAUGCCCCGGUGUAUCCUGAUAACAAUAUUUCUGGCAUGUUAAGACUCUGGUCUAAGCUUUCUAGAUUAAAGCAGUGCUUAAGAUGGUGGAAUAAAUGCAUUUUCAAAAACUUAUUUGCCAAUAUUAAAGAUGCCGAGAACAAGGUUUCUUAUUUAGAGAAUAUUUUCCAAAGUAACCCCAAUUCUGAUAACAUGAUUGAUUUGAACCAAGCUAAAGACUCUCUUCUUCUUCUCCAACGUCAAGAAGAAUGGUAUUGGAAUCAAAAGUCCAAUGCUAAAUUUAUUGUGGAAGGUGAUAGAAACACUAAAUUUUUUCAUGCUUUAGCUAACAAGAAGAAAUCUAGAUGCCAUAUUCAUAAAAUUAUUGAUGUUGAUGGUUCUAUUCUUAUUUCUGAGGAGGCUAUUUGCAAUUCUGGUGUGGCUUACUUUAAGAAUGCUUUUACCAGUUCGUCUAAUUGUUUGCCUUUUUCUAACACUCAUAUUAUUCCUAACAUUAUUUCUGAGGAUGACAAUAUUAUGCUUUGCCAAACUCCUUCGAAGAGGAGAUUUUUAGAGUCAUCAAGGAUCUCAAUAGUAGUGCGGUGGCUGGUCCUGAUGGUUUCACUACUAAAUUUUUCCAAGAUAAUUGGGAUAUUAUCAAAGAGGAUGUUAUUAAUGCUGUGGAGGAUUUCUUUGCUGUUCUGUCAAUCAGAACAGAAUUCAAAGAAUUCAAAGAUUAUGUGGUUUUAUGCCUAAAGCUUUACCCAUUACGUACCUUGGCACCCCCAUCUAUAAAGGUAAAAAAAGGAAUUUUCUUUUUGAUAACAUCUUUUCUAAGAUUGAGAAGAAGCUUAACAAUUGGUCCUCUAAUUUUUUAUCUUAUGGUGGUAGGCUCACUCUGAUUAAGUCUGUUCUUAACUCGAUGUCUGCUUAUCUAUUUCAUACCUUAUUACCUUCCACUUCCAUUUGUACCAAGCUUGAGAGGAUUUUAAACAAGUUUUUUUGGGGCUCCUCUUUUAACAACAAAGGCAUUCAUUGGUCCUCUUGGGAUAAAAAUUGUGGUGUGUUGUCGGAAGGUGGCCUUGGUUGCAAAUCCUUAACUGACUCGGCUAAAGCUUUUUCACUUAAAUUAUGGUUUUCUUUUAGAUCUAACGUCAGUCUUUGGGCUCGUUUCAUGAAUAUUAAGUACUGCCCUAAUACUCAUCCCUCUUUAUGCUUUUAUAGAAAUACUGACUCGUUUAUUUGGAAGAGGCUGUGUAAUAUUAAGUGGGAGGCUGAACAUUUCAUACAAUGGGGCCUUGGCAAAGGUGAUAUUUAUUUCUGGCAAGAUAAUUGGCUUGGGUAUGCUUCUAUUGAUACUAUGCUGAAUACGCAUUCUAUUAGUAAUGAUAAAAUUUCUCACUUUUUUCAAAAUGGCUUGUGGGAUAUUGCUAAACUUAGAGAGGUGGUUCCUCCCUUCAUUGUUGAUAAAAUUUUAGAGGUCCCUCUGCAACUGCAAGAUAAAGAUUUAAUUUUAUUUUCUUUAUCUAAUUCUGGCAAUUUUAUUUUAAAGGAUGUUUAGAAUUCUUUCAGAAUUAAAAAGGAUUGCUCUACUAUUUACUCGGCUAUUUGGCAUAUGAACUUUCCUUUAUCUUAUUCUAUUUUAAUUUGGAGAUGUAUCAAAGGCUAUAUUCCUGUGGAUUUUAGGCUUCAAAUGAAAGGUUUCCAACUAUCCUCUAAAUGUCAUUGCUGUUCGGAUAUUGAGACUAUUGAUCACCUUUUCGUGUCUGGUGUCAUUGCCCAAACUGUUUGGAGUUAUUUUGGGAAUAUUGCUUAUAGACCUUUGCUUGCUACGCAUGAUGAUUUUAUUUCUGUUAUCAAAACUUGGUUCCUAAACUCUAAAGGUCACAUUUUAAAUCUUAUCCCCAUUUUAAUUGUUUGGUUUAUUUGGAAAUCUCGCAAUGAUGCUAAGCAUAAUAGUAUUGUUAUGGAUGCCACUACUAUUAUUUCUAAUGUUAAACACAAAAUUCUUCAAAUGCAUUCUUACAAACUUAUUUCUAAGAAGAAUUUUAAAAACUGUGUUCAUUUGACCAAUUCUUUGGGCAUUCAUUUUGCUGAUAUUUACACUGCUGCUGUUGAUAAGAUGGUGAAGUAGAUAAAACCCAAACCUCCUUAUAUUAAGCUUAAUACUGACGGUUCUCUUGGCCCUAACGGUGCUGGUGCUGGCGGUAUUAUUAGAGAUGAGGUUGGUAAAGUUUUAGCUGCUUUCUCUGCCCCCAUUAUUUGCAAUUCUGCGAUUUCUGCUGAAAUUCAUGCUCUUCUCCUUGUGUUGAAUAUUUGUACUAAUUUAGGUAUUAGAUUUAUUUGGAUUGAGGUUGAUGCUUUUCUUCUUAUUCAGAUUAUUAACAAUAUGGUUCCUGGUAAUCCUGAGAAUUUUUAUCUUAUUAGAAAGCUUAAGAUUUCUCUGUCUACUUUUAAUUAUGUUAUCUCUCACAUUUUUCGUGAAGCUAAUGUUUGCGCUGAUUGGUUAGCUAAGCGUGGAUGCAAUAUUUUUCAUUAUGAAGAAUUAAAUCUUACUGAUUUGCAUCCGCUCCUUCAGGGUAUGAUCAUGUUAGAUAAUAUUGGUUUACCCUAUAUUAGGUAUGGUUAAUUUCUUGUUUGCUGUGUUGUUCCCUAUUAAUUUCUUUGGCGUUCCUUAUUUCUCUGUUGGUUGGGCGCUUCGUGAUGUUCUGGGCAACUUCUGCUUCAUUGUUUUUCUGGCGUGUCAUGGGAUGUUCUCUGGCAUCGUUUUUUCUAUUAACUGGUCUAUGUCAAACCUUGUUAUUCUUAUCUGUUUCUGUCAAGCGUUUUGUAGUUGGGUUUUUUGGUUAUUUGAGAUGCAGCUGAGAUCUCUUAAUUCUUUUAUGAAUCCUUUUUUUUGCUGCCCGAGCUCUAUGACCUGUUACUUUACGUCGCUGGAUGCUUGCUUUCUGAAUGGCUGCAUUGACCAGUUUUUCAUUUCCCUUUCGUUGUGUUAUUUCAUUUGCUCUCAUUGGGUUUUUUGGAGAUUUCUAUGCAGGUUACCAUUAGCUCCUCCGCGCUCUACCUUCUUUGUUAUCCAGGUAGUUUUCUGGUUGCUUCUUUUUGUGCUUCUUUUUUGGCCUUUUCUUUUUUGCAGGAAGUGGAUGCUGAACUCUUAUCUUCAGAACUUCCUUUUUUGGGUGUCGUAUGCUAACAACACCAUUAGUACUAGCAUUUAUCUUAAUUGUAUUAUUAGGAUAAGGAACCACGGACUCGUAGGUCUUUUUUACUUUUUGAUUGUAGCUUAGUCGAGCAUUAGAGAGUUUGUGGAUCCUUUUAAGGACUAUGUAACCGAUUUUUUGAUAUUAAUACGUAGGCCCCAAAGUGGGUUUUAACUAAAAAAAAAAAAAAAAAGUUGAUGUGUCAUACUUUAAAACUUUGUGAGAGAGUUAUGGAGCAUAUGUUACGACAUGAUACUUAUGUUGCUCAAAAUCAAUUUGGAUUCAUGUCGGGUAGGUCUACUAUGGAAAUUAUUCAUUUAUUAACAGGGCUGAUAGAGAAGUUUAGAGAGAAUAAGUAGGAUUUACCUAUGAUAUUUA
Dendrobium catenatum is the source of this 8349-nucleotide messenger RNA. RefSeq lists its product as uncharacterized. The record is from RefSeq and is a predicted model, not a curated record. NCBI's taxonomy places the organism in Eukaryota, Viridiplantae, Streptophyta, Magnoliopsida, Asparagales, Orchidaceae. Bases 4493 to 5527 code for a protein of 344 amino acids. The transcript has 2 exons.